CCACCUUGAACUGCCCUGGGUCUAUCUGUGCUUCUCCAUCCUCCUCCUCCUCCUCCCUUUCCCUCACUUUCUCCCCUACCCCUUGGUCCCUUUCCUCUGUGCCACCAUGACCGUGAUGGCUGGAGAGAACAUGGAUGAGACUUCUGCGCUACCUGGCCACCCCCAGGAUAGCUACCAGCCCGCUGCCCAUGACGACCACGAGUGCUGUGAGCGCGUGGUGAUAAACAUUGCGGGACUGCGCUUCGAGACACAGCUGAAGACUUUAGCCCAGUUCCCCAACACGCUGCUGGGCAACCCCAAGAAGCGCAUGCGCUACUUUGACCCCUUGCGCAACGAGUACUUCUUUGACCGCAACCGGCCCAGCUUUGACGCCAUCCUCUACUACUACCAGUCCGGGGGGCGGCUCCGCCGGCCCGUCAAUGUCCCCCUGGACAUGUUCUCUGAGGAGAUAAAAUUUUAUGAGCUGGGCGAGGAGGCCAUGGAGAAGUUCCGAGAAGAUGAGGGAUUCAUUAAAGAUGAGGAGAGACCCUUGCCGGAGGGGGAGUACCAGCGCCAAGUGUGGCUCCUCUUUGAGUACCCAGAGAGCUCUGGGCCGGCAAGGGUUAUUGCCAUAGUCUCUGUCAUGGUCAUCCUCAUCUCCAUAGUGAUCUUCUGCCUAGAGACAUUACCUGAGCUGAAGGAGGACAAGGAGUACACAGUGCACCGCACUGACAACACCACCCAGGUCUACAAGUCCAACAUCUUCACAGAUCCCUUCUUUGUUGUGGAGACCCUGUGCAUCAUCUGGUUCUCCUUUGAGCUGGUGGUGCGCUUCUUUGCUUGCCCUAGCAAGACUGAUUUCUUCAAGAACAUAAUGAACUUCAUUGACAUUGUGGCCAUCAUCCCUUACUUCAUCACCCUGGGCACUGAGAUGGCCGAGCGGGAGGGGACUCAGAAAGGAGAGCAGGCCACCUCCUUGGCCAUCCUGAGAGUCAUCAGACUGGUAAGAGUCUUUCGAAUCUUCAAACUCUCCCGGCACUCUAAGGGCCUCCAGAUUUUGGGACAGACCCUCAAAGCAAGUAUGAGAGAGCUAGGUUUACUAAUUUUCUUCCUCUUCAUUGGGGUGAUUUUGUUCUCUAGUGCGGUAUAUUUUGCUGAGGCUGAAGAACCUGAGUCUCAUUUCACAAGUAUCCCUGAUGCUUUCUGGUGGGCGGUGGUAUCCAUGACCACUGUGGGCUAUGGUGACAUGUACCCUGUGACAAUUGGAGGCAAAAUCGUAGGCUCCUUGUGUGCCAUCGCUGGUGUGCUGACAAUUGCCCUGCCUGUACCUGUCAUCGUGUCCAACUUCAACUACUUCUACCACCGAGAAACAGAAGGGGAAGAACAGGCUCAGUUACUUCACGUUAGCUCCCCUAAUUUAGCAUCUGACAGUGAUCUCAGUCGCCGCAGCUCCUCCACAAUCAGCAAAUCUGAGUACAUGGAAAUCGAAGAGGAUAUGAAUAAUAGCAUAGACAAUUUUAGAGAGGCUAAUCUCAGAACUGGCAACUGCACUGUAGCCAACCAAAACUGCGUUAAUAAAAGCAAGCUGCUGACUGAUGUUUAAACAAACAAACAAAAAAAACCCAAAACAAAAUCCCCACUCACAGCUUGAAGACUUUAGUGACACAGUCACAUUUUGUAGAUGCUUUACUGAUAGUCUUUGAAUGCUUUAUUUACCUCGUAAAUGCAUUGUUGCAUUGCAAAUCUUUGCUCUGCAAUAAAGAAGCUUCCAGGAUCCAUGAAAGAUAAAAUUUUGUUUAUUUUCAAAAAAAAAAACAUUUUCCACCUGGCAAAUUAUAACCAUUUGAACUAGUUUAGUUUUAAGCUGUUAUGAUGUAGACCUAAACUUUUCCUCUCCUAUCUCCUCUUUUUUUUUCUUUCACUUUUUUUUUUUUGAUAAAGCUAUCUUAAACUAAGCAAGACAGUUUUUAGAGCUAUUAAGCAUAUGCAUGGAUUCCAGUAAAAAUAUUCUGCAAAACUACACAGUUGCAAGACAGUGCAUCAGCUAAUAAUAGUACAAAAAGAUCAGCCAAAACUUGUGGCAAGCAUUUGCCAUGGUGUUUAUGAAGGAGUGCAAAUUUUCCUUCCGCCCCCUCUGUGAAAGAUUCCAUCCUUCCAACCUACAGAUCCACACAGCACCUUAUUAAAAAACCUCUUUUGCUCUCUGUAGAAGAAAUAUCCUAAAAGGAGAAUAACAAACAAAACUGAAGACAAAACAUCUGCAAUGCUGCUAAGUCCUCUCACAUGCAGGUGAUAGGAACACACUUUGCCCCCGCUCCCCGUUUGGAACUGGAUACAAAACUUUAAGCCCCUCUGUUGCAAGAUAGCACAAUGGAGUUUAAUAUAAGCAUGUUUGAAUUUGAUACUAUUUAUUUUAUGAUCGCAUGCUUGAAACGUUACCUCAGUCAAUAGCGGAUAAGCUUUCGUUUGAGCUGAAUCUUCUAAAAAUAGGUCCUUUCUCUUCUCUUUUUUCAUUUCUUUUCUUUUUCUUUUUGAUUUGCAUUCACCAGAAGUGCACUCCUUAAUUUAUUAAAUCGUUGACUAGUAAUUUAAAGUACUGUAUUUAAGUGCGUAUGUUAGUCAAAGGGGAACAAUAACUUUUGGAGAUCAAAGCAUGUUCAAAUAUUCAGCAUUAUGGCCUAUUUGAUUAAAGUGUAACUUGAAUUAAUUAGUGCAUGAAUUCAAUGAUAAUAAUAAUAAUGAUGAUGAUGAUGAUAAUAAUAACAACAAUAAUGAUAACAAUAAAAACAAAAAAAAAAGUGCUUGAUAGACUGAGGGCCUGAAUUAACUGAUUAGAGAAACCUGAUUGUUUCCUGCAUUGCUCAGGGAAGUGUGUUGGCUUUUGUCCAGGUGUUGUCAGAAGGGAACAUAUCCCAUCUCUUAAAGGAAAAGCUAUAUGGAAAACUAACAAGUCAAGUUAUAUAUAGCAACAGCUAAAAACCUAGUAUCCUCUAUAGAUGAAAGGUGCAGAUGCAUGCUUUUUGGUGCAUUCUCAGAAUGUAAAUGAAACUUAUCUAUUACAUGCAUCCGAAUUGCAGCAGCUGGUUUCUUUUGCAGUCAUCAGUUGAGACUUUUUUGUAUCCCCCCAAAACUCACUGAAGAGACCCAGCAGAUUGAUUGAGAGAGUUGCGCAGUGCCUUUAUCUUACACCCCCCAAAACUGCUGAAAGUGCCUCCAGGAACUGAGUGGAUCAGAGACACCGAGGGAAAGGACGAGGAGUCAGUCCUGUAUGUCAGGAUCCUGUGUCCUGUGCUGUCUACUAGUGCAGCAUGGAAAGGUUUAAGGAUAGAAAGAUCAAGUGUGAGUGAGAGGGAUGCAGAAGAGGCAGGCAGAGAUCACCGGUGCCCGUGGAAUACUUUCCUUCCCUAGCUAGGCUCAUGUUGCAGGGCUCUGCAUUAGCUUCUGCCAAAUAACUCCUAGUUGUGUGCAUGCAAAGCUUCAGAUUUCCCUGGUUUGUUCAUAAAGGCAUCACUGACAUCACUGUAUCAGCCCUUCUUUUCCCUGAGGUGGCUUUUUGGCAGCUUGUCCCUGUAGGGCAGGGUGCAGGAGGAAUGGGAGCCUGGGCAUCGCCCAGUCAGGCAACCAGACUGGAGGACUGUGCUCUUCUUUCCCUUGGGUUCCCCAGCAGGUAGAUGAGAAAGGCUUUGCCAGACCCUCCCAUCCCUGUCUGCUCCAUCCUCUUUCAGAUCUUAGAUCCCAUCAAAGCCUUUGAGCCAUAGUCUUCUUCCUGGUCUCUGAUCUUACUGUACUUCCAUCAUUUCCUGGUGAGGGAAGCAAUGCUAGGAGAAGAUAUGUUCUGCAACAUGCCAGCCUUGACUGCUAGGCCCUGGAAGAUCUGAACAAACAUAUAGGCACUAAUCUUAAUUUUUCAAAUGACAAAGUUGAGGAUCUUCAUUCUGCACUUAGCAUGUGGCCAACUGCUGUUGAACACAUCUCCUUCCAUGGUGUACAGAUCCUUUCCUCCCCUAUCUUUCUGAUAUAUGUAUAUAUGUGUAUAAAUAUAUAUAUAUAUAUGUAUGUCUGCUCCUGUGUGUGUCACAUACAUAUGCAGGCACAUGUAUAUAUAAAAUAAAAUCAAAGCACUUAAAAACCAACCCUAACUCUGCAGUUACGCACAAGCUUGACCUGCCAGGUUUUCAGAAAGACUUGACUUUAUUUCUCACUGUGUGACUUCUGUGAAUCUUAGUGAUGAGAAAGAUCAAGAACUGAAGGAGCUCCAAUUCCUGCAAGAAGUGCAAAGUAUCAUAUAAAGCAGGGCAUUACAUCGUCUAGGUAGAUGUUGUAAAGCUUCUUUCCUGUCCCCUGCUCACGCCCUUGCCCUUUGUACACCUCUCUCCCUGUUAAAGUCCAGCGGUCCUGAUCUUCCCAAACUCUUGAAUCAUAGGAUAUGACUUCUGAUAUCAAAAUGGACUUGAAUGCUGCACUCAGCUUAUAAAACCACCAUCUGACUAAACUAAACAGCAAUAAUCAAUUCAGUGCUGUGGGACCGAUGAUCAGAAGGAUGCAUUUGGGAGAUGAGGCCUCACUUGGGUACCUUCUGCCACAGCUGGGUGUGCACACCUUAAUUUAAUGUGCAGAGUGAUGAUCAUUCUGCUUAUGCACAGAGAAAAGUGCUGCAUGCAGCAAUUCUUUGUCAAGAGACUGGGACGGAUCAUAAGAACUCAUGGUUUGGGGAGCCUGAAUGUUGCUUUGUCCACUUACAGCUCACUGCAAAGGAUCUCAACCCAUAUGGAGUACAGGAAUUAAUAUCAUGUAGCAUAGGCAUGCAUUUUUGACAAGUUUGACACAAAAAAAUAACAAAAACAAGGUUCUUACUCCCUUUACACGGGAGUGCUGAAAUGUCUUUGUGGGCCUGAAGGUGCACUUAACAAACUGCCUGUUCUUAUCAGCAAGUAUCCCUUUUUUAUUUAUUUAUUUCUUUUUUUCUUUUCUUUUUAUAUAUAUUUUUUUUUCCUUUUGGCCCUUAUGUUUUUUUUUUGCUACACGUGGACUCUAAGGGGUUUUUUAUGUAACUGGAAGAGGACUGGAAAUGAGCUGAUAGCCAGUGUAGUGCUUCUCUGAAAGAAUUCCAUUGGUAGGUACCUCCUGGAAGUGAUGCCCACAUUAUGCUGGACAGGGAACCCAGUGGAUAUGGCAGUCUUUAGUUUGCUGAGGGGAAGAAAGCUUUUCCAGCAGGAAUCAUUCCCCAUGCCCUCACCACCACCCACUGCUCUGUGCCUCUCUGUGCUUCUUAACUGGUCCUGUGCAGCUUUUCCUUCAUCCACUCAGGGAAAGGGGUGAGGGAAUUUACCUGGCAAGGGCAAGGCAGCAGUGCACUGCAGUGCAGAGGCAGGAAUGGAGCUGAGAGUCAGUGGGCAGGAAUCCCAUAGACUGGUAUCCCUGCCAAAAUUCCCCAUCUGGUUCUACCAUACUUAGCUCUAGAGCGCUAGGGAGAGGCAGAGGGGCAAGGGUGAGAGUGAAAAUGAAGGACUCUGUACCCUGUUCCUUCACAGAACCCAGGGCUUUCUGCAAGACCGCUGAGAGCUCAAACCCUCUCUGUGGCAGCUCCAGCACAGGCCAUGAACUGGAUUUAGUCACCUUCAUGAGGAAGCUGGGGUGCAGUUAGCCAGGCUGUGAGUUCACAGCAUACUAGCAAACCCAUACAGAUUCCCUGCAUGGGGUGUCCUAAGCCUUAUCUCCACCGGGGACUUCAGGAAACCUAAUCCGAAUUAAUGAAAGGUGUGCAUUUAAAGUAGAUUUGUUAAACUGCUUUAAAGCCCAGCAUGGACAUUCUGUUGCAGUAUUAAAGCAACCUUAAUCUGAUUUAGAGUCAUUCUUUUUGAAAAGGAAGUAAUCUGAAUUGAAUUAAGGCUGCUUUAAUUCUGAACACAAUGGGGCUUAAUGCAGUUUACCUCAUCUGCCUCACAAGCCCAUUCAGACAGAUAAGCCUGUAGUAAUCAUUAGAUGUACUGGAAGUGACCCCAUUGUGCAGGGGGUGCCCAUGUGCACCAAAACUCUUGGUACACGAGUGCUGCAGAUUCACAGCCUGGCUUACUGAGGGGGAAACUAACACUUGAUCCUGGUGCCAGUUCUGGUGAGUCCCUCCUUUUGUUCCUGGUUUAUACCACUGCUGCCUUUCAGGAAGCCGAAAACAAUUGUGGCCCAAGGAAAUUAAUUUCCACUUUACAGAACGGCACAGGUGCUAGCCUGAUGUACUGUUAGUCACAUGGACAAGCACUUGUGAGACAGAAUGAAGCACUGAAGACAGGACAAAAUUCAGCCAAAGUCCUCUUGUUUGCAGCAGUGGUUUUUGCCCACGCAGAGAUUUCAGAGAUCAGACGCUUCUUAACAAAUCAGCUGUGUGUCAUUCAUUAUAGGCUGCAGGUGCCCGAACUGACAACAGUAGCAGUGGCAACUUGUAUUGACAGGGUUUUUUCAAUACCAAGGGACAAUUGUUUUCAUUAGGCAGAAGUACAGGAAGUUAGUUUCUACUGUGAGAGAGCUGCAGCCCAAGUGGAACCUCAAAACCUUCUGAUUUUAAGGAGCUGAGGGCGAGUUUCACUUUUCCACAGUCCACACUUGAACAGUGCAGUUUCUUAUAUGUACAUUUAUUAAACAAAACACAACCAACACUAGGUCAGGAACAUCAGAAAUGUAUUAGAAAAAGGUGGAAAGUUGUAUUUUAGAACAAAAUCUUCUGCAUACAUAUGCAAUACAUGGAGAGAAUGUAUUCCUUUUCAAAUGCUACCUUGAUAACUAUUGCUUGAGGGGUGCCAUUCUGGAUUAAUCGUUUCCCCUAACCUGAAGAAGAGGGAGGUACUGCAGCUUUUCCAGGAAUGGUCUGAUCCUGUAGGCUUCCAGCAGCCUGAUGCCAGUGAUCCUCAGAGUAAUUUCAGACUCACAGGGACGCAGAGUCAGCUCCAAGGUGUGAUUUAGCCUCGGCAGCCGCAGAGCUGGACGGAACUCGAAAGCUGUCCUUGCAAUUGCACAGCAGGGCAAGUUUGUCCCAAACUUGCCUCCUGCAAGUCUGGAACAGGCUCCUUUUCUGAGAUUCUUUAAUCAGGGACCUACACUUCAGUUUUGGUUGGACUUAAUUCAGGCUGAGUUUCUUUUUCUGUUUUCUGUUCUGGCUUUACUUAAUCAGGUGUAGGGAAUUUCUUUUUCCUGAAAUGCUUAUCAAGUAUUCUUAAAGGAGUCAGUAUUUGUAUCUGCAAAAAAAAAAAAAAAAGAAACUUCAGGGUGUUCUACAGUUUCACUCAGUGCAGGUGAACUUGCCACCAGUGAGGUCAACAAUUUAUGCUGUCAAGGUAUAGCAUGCUUUGAUAUUUUCAAAGGAAAUAAAAUGAAACUGAGGUCUUAACUGAAAUUUGUCUCAAGGUUUCUGUUAAUAUCUGUGUAAUUCUGUAUAUUUCACCUGUUCACAGGCUCUAGCAAAUGUCACUACAAGUUAUAUAUUAAAAAAAUCAUCAUCCAUUUCUAGUUUCUAUAAUAAAAUGAAGACGUUGCAUUCAGUUCCUUUAGGUGCAUCAGUCUUUGAUCCAUGUUAUUGUUUCAAUGACAUUUCUAUAAUGUAAUUGGGAUCAAAUGUAUAUUUUACUUUUGUACAAAAGUAAAAAUGAUAUUUUUAUUAUUAAAUUCAGCAAACCCUUACCUAUAGCCUGCUAUGAUGAAAUAUUUUUUUUCCUUUCCUUUACAUGUAAAACACUGUGUUUUUUGCAGUAUGUCGGUUUGAAAUGAAUAACUAACAGCGGUCAAUAGAACUGUAAAUGGCCUCUCAGACAUACCUCUGACUUUAAAGAUCAAAUAUUGCCGAUGUGAAAGAUAUAAACUGAAUAGUCUCCCUAUGAAAGUGCACCAUCAGGGCAACAAACCAUUUAAGCUGACACAGCUGUACUUAUUUCCACCAUUCACCAAUCGCUUAUACUUUGGGUGAAGUAUGUACUUCAUUGUCACAUUACAGCUCAUUUUACUUCCAAAUAGUGAAAUUGUUUGACUUACCAUUUUUAGAACAUCUGAUGUUAUGAGUUCUUAACUAUUUGAAAUGCAUAGUUUUCAUCUAUGCAAUUUUACUUGCUUCUGUACUCGUUCAUCUGUUCAUACUUGGCAUCAAUUAAAGAUAAUUUUUAAGGAUCUUA
Molecule: messenger RNA, 8132 nt
Organism: Melozone crissalis (California towhee)
Lineage: Eukaryota; Metazoa; Chordata; Aves; Passeriformes; Passerellidae
Gene: KCNA1
Product: potassium voltage-gated channel subfamily A member 1
Exons: 1
Coding region: 107-1582 (491 amino acids)
Biological process (GO): protein homooligomerization; potassium ion transmembrane transport
Cellular component (GO): neuronal cell body; juxtaparanode region of axon; voltage-gated potassium channel complex
Molecular function (GO): protein binding; delayed rectifier potassium channel activity
Source: RefSeq, a predicted model, not a curated record